Molecule: messenger RNA, 3369 nt
Organism: Terrapene triunguis (Three-toed box turtle)
Lineage: Eukaryota; Metazoa; Chordata; Testudines; Emydidae
Gene: RAB32
Product: RAB32, member RAS oncogene family
Exons: 3
Coding region: 149-805 (218 amino acids)
Biological process (GO): endosome to lysosome transport; phagosome-lysosome fusion
Cellular component (GO): late endosome; lysosome; phagocytic vesicle
Molecular function (GO): GTPase activity; GTP binding
Source: RefSeq, a predicted model, not a curated record
UUGCAACAAGCUGCCCGCGCGUGUAAGCAGGGCCGAGCGUCCCGGCUCCCUUCCCCAGGGCUCCGCGUUGCCGAGGGCUGCGGCUGGCAGCUCCCCUGGGAGCAGCAGUUUGCGGCGGGUUCUGCUGGGCACGGGGGAGGCGGUGAGAAUGGCUGGUGGAGAAGGCGGGGGCGCCAGGGUGCCUGAGUGCCGGGAGCAUCUCUUCAAGGUGCUAGUGAUCGGGGAGCUGGGCGUGGGCAAAACCAGCAUCAUCAAGCGGUACGUGCACCAGCUCUUCUCACAGCACUACCGGGCCACCAUCGGGGUGGACUUUGCCCUCAAAGUCAUCCACUGGGACAGCAAGACCCUGGUGAGGCUGCAGCUCUGGGACAUCGCAGGCCAGGAACGUUUUGGUAACAUGACAAGAGUGUACUAUAAGGAGGCAGUUGGUGCUCUUGUGGUCUUUGAUGUCACAAGAGGCUCCACUUUUGAAGCGGUUUCCAAGUGGAAACACGACUUGGACAGUAAAGUGCUACUUCCAAAUGGCAGCCCCAUCCCUGCAGUUCUCCUUGCAAACAAGUGUGACCAGAAAAAAGAUGGCAGCCAGAAUCCCUCUCAAAUGGACCAGUUCUGCAGAGAAGGUGGUUUUAUUGGGUGGUUUGAAACAUCUGCCAAGGACAACAUCAACAUAGAUGAAGCUGCUCGAUUUCUGGUGGAAAACAUCCUUGCCAACUACAAAAGCUUUCCUAAUGAAGAGAAUGAUGUGAACAAACUAAAACUGGACCCAGACCCCUUGAGAGCAGACAGUAAAUCACAGUGUUGCUAAUGUUACCUUUACUCUUGCAUGUAAAUACAACAGAAUGAGCAGCAAGACUCUUGUUCCUCAGACCAGACUGCUGCUAUGGUGCUGCAUUAAGGACAAUCCAAGUGUUGGGUUUGGUUAUCUUUGAAUUGGUGAUUAUUUUUGGGUGUUUACACAUUUUUGUUCUUUUUGUAUAAAAUUGAAAAUGUGGUGUUUAUCAUUCAUCCUCCACUAAAAGAGCAGCUGUCUAGCAGUUGGUUACCUUCUUCUGACAUGAAAACAGAGGGUGGUGUUUACACUCUGUUCUCAAAGGAAUACAGACAACAUUCAGUAUGACGCGUAUCCAGGCUAGGCGUUAGUUCAGAGGAUGAAUAUUGUGGUGUAUUCCAGAACAGUAUUCUUGACAGAAGUUGUAGCUGAAAUAAGCACUUGCCUCUUUGCCACGAGUGUCCUUAUACCCAUGACUUCCCACUCCUGCCUGCCUGCCGCCUCUCCCACACAUACUACUUCGUCCCUGUUGAUUACCCCCUAAUGUGAGGACCUGUAACUACAGCUCUCCUGGAGCAAGUGGGUCUGUUUUCCUGAACUGGACAGGGAUAGCUGAGCAAUGGCAGGAGGUCCCAUCCUUACUUUGUCACUAAGCCCCAAUACAAGGUAAGCAUACCACUUGGCAAGUAAGAACAGGAAGGGAAACAAGUGUCCUAUGUGACAUGGCUACUGCAGUGAUACAGAUGCUAGCAAGUGCAUCUCCAGUUAUUAGCUGAGAAUAUUUUACUUCAAAUACUCUUAACCAGUUUGAACCUGUAAAACACAUUCCAGCACAAAUAGCAGGCUUUCCUUAGUGUAAUGCACCCAGUUAAAAUAAACCUAAGGAAGCAUCACCCAUCUGCACAUAUUAAAACUAAUGGCCAGAAAUAAUUCAUACACUAACGCUUUGAGAUGCUAGCUUUAACUUCAUCCAGGAGAGGACUGCCAACAAAUAAAAAUGUUCUAGUUUUGGUUACCUGUCUUAAACUGUUUUGUGAAACUAGCAUACAGUAUGACUAGAUGAGUAAUUUUGAAUUACUCAGACCUUGGUCUUGGGAUACCUUUGAUUAGUAGCGCAUGGAAAAGAGGGAUGCCUCAGAUGCAUCUUAAGAUAAAUUUAAGGGUUUUUUAAAUCACUCAGAUAGUUAUUAUUCUGUUACAAAGGCCUUCACUAAUUAUAAAAACAAAUGCACGUAAUUCACCAAUACAAAGUGUAAAUGUAAAUGGAAAAUGCGUUACCAAUUUUUAUAACUAAAUAUUUUGGAAUGCUAAAAGUUCAAGUGAGGAAACUCACCUAGCUUGCUUUGCCUCGUGUUAAGAGGCUGGUUAUGUGAAGUCUUGACUUCUGCAACUCAUGAAUAUGGUCAGAAUUUGGGGGGGCAGGCUGGCUGGUGAAAAGGAUUAAUUUCUCUAGUGAUUGUGGUAAUCCUACAUUAAAUGGAACUCCUGCUUUCUCACAGGCUCUGGAUGCUGGUUUUUGCCACACUGUUUUUGCUUGGUCUGACGUUGUUAAAGUUUAGGUCAUAAGCCCUGUCCAUGUGUCAAAGUUAGAUGCACUGUCUUUCGUACUUGCCUAUUAAAGUGACAGGAAAGCGUUGUCAUAAGUACAAGCUACUUUUUAAUGAGAUGCAUACAGAUAAAGUCUUUAUUUUUAAGCAAUAAAUAAAACCAUUCAGGCACACUGUAAUUAUUCCUGUGUGAAAGACUCUUAUGUGUGUUUUUGUAUUUAAUGUUCUUUUGAGAAAAACGGGAAUACAUUCUCACUGAAGCCUGCAGACUCUUUUCCCCUUUCAGUCUGCUCCAUUCAUUGCCAUAUUAAACUGCCUCUUGAUGUCCUGUUUUAUCUUAAGAUAAAUACUUAAAAUUACCAUAUUUAAUAUUAACCAAACUUGAAAAGUCGGCUGAAAUAGCUUAUACUUAGUUUCUUAAAAUUCAAAACAUGGCCACCUCUUUGUAGACUGUCUUUCUGAAGGGAAAGUGGUUUUGAAAGAAUACUUUCUCCAUUCCCCUCCUGCCAUAGUCAACUCAGGGGCAAUGCUAUUUUCCCAAAUGGAUUAAAGUUAGUAUGUGGGGUCUUUUAUCCUCUUUUUUAGAACACUGGCAUGUUCUGUAAAUUACAAAUGUGCCUAUAAAACCUGUCAAGUUUUAGCCAUUAAACAGAAUAUUGGGUGGAGGCAUGCCAUUUAUCAUGGCAGUUAUCGGAGCAUGCAAGAUCUCUGGCUUUUGUACAGCUAUAAUUGGAACCAAAGUGCUUUAACUAGUCAUCAGACAUGUACACUGCCCCAUUUUUUGAUACUGCUUCAGUAGGCUAAUAUGUGCAAUAUCUGAAGAUCAGUUAAGCAAAGAUGCACAAUCUCCUGCUUAUGUGGCCUUGUGUAUUAUCAAGAUCACUGGAUAUAUGCAAUAUUACACUAACUUGGUUCAUUAAUGGAUUGAACCUGUCAGAUUGACAAAUCUAUUCAUAUAACUGGCACUAUUACCUGUUUAAAAGGUCAGUUUAGUUUAAUGUAAAAAAAACCCUCAACUAAUCGCUUCAGUCUUCAAAACUUUAAGUGAAGAAA